Messenger RNA from Neoarius graeffei (lesser salmon catfish), 1921 nucleotides. Its product is annotated as transcriptional regulator Kaiso-like. Bases 2 to 1921 code for a protein of 639 amino acids. NCBI's taxonomy places the organism in Eukaryota, Metazoa, Chordata, Actinopteri, Siluriformes, Ariidae. The record is from RefSeq and is a predicted model, not a curated record. The transcript has 4 exons. Gene Ontology annotation, biological process: regulation of transcription by RNA polymerase II. Gene Ontology annotation, molecular function: protein binding; RNA polymerase II cis-regulatory region sequence-specific DNA binding; DNA-binding transcription factor activity, RNA polymerase II-specific.
GAUGUGUCCAUCAUCGCUGAUCAUCAUUAGUCAGUGUAUGCAGGUUGAUUUAGGAGGCAGAUGUUGGUACCCGCUGUUUUGCGACUCCUGUUGGUUCCACAGAGAGUCGCAGCCUUCCUUCAGCUCCAACAACAGACUUUUUGUUGUCUGCUGCUACAAACCGGCAUUGUUUUUCCUUUUUACAUCAACAAUAGAAGCCUGGAUACAACCGGUUCGUACUGCAGGGAUGUCGAAAUUAAAGCUGAUCUCUGUAACUGACACACAGUUUCCUGUGUCCUUGCUGGAGGCCAUCAGUGAGCAGCGAAACAACGGAUUAUUCUGUGAUAUGACCAUAAUUGUGCAGGACCGCAAGUUCAGGGCACACAAGACAAUGCUAUCGGCAUCUAGCACUUACUUUCGGCAGCUUUCUUUGGUCGCAGGACAAGUGAUUGAGCUAAAUUUUAUCAAGGCGGAGAUAUUUGAAGAAGUCCUGAAUUACAUAUACACUUCAAAAAUCCACCACAUUCGGUCUGACAAGCUUGAAGAUCUUAUCAGUGCAGGCCAGAUCUUGGGAGUCAAGUUCAUUGCCAAUCUCGCAGCCCCACUUUCACAAGUCAAGGGGCUGCCUGGCUUGUCAAAAGAAGGAGAGACAAGCACUGUUAACAUCGCUGAGAAGAAUGAAAUCGGAGCAGAGAGCAUGCCAAUCAUCACUGAAUCGUUCUCUUUAUCUGCCAAGGAAUUCAAAAUGGUAAGUGGCAGUAUUGAGAGAGAUGAUCCAGACAACGAUGAUGUUCUUUUUGUGUCAGAGUUGGAGGCGCCGAAAGCCCAGAAGAUGAAGCAAUCUCAGAUUAUAGAUUUGGAUGUGGAGGAAGGACCAGAGCCUAAAAGACGAAAAGGCACAAAUGAGGAAGAGCUGAGUCCUAAACAGGGAAGACUCCAAAAUGAGGAGAGCAUGCUUCCUUCAGAAGGUGAUGCGCCAAAGAAAUUCCAAGACAACGCACAACCCCAUGCAAUCCCUGCAGCUGUCCCAAUGUCCCCAAGCUCCAGUGAUGUUGUGAUGAUAUCUGAUGCAAGAUCUUCCACACAGAGUGCACCCUCUACUCCAGCUCAUGUGAACAGUCUUACCCCUGACUCUCUAAAUGCCACUCUGGAACCAAGUGAAGUGCUUGGAGUUCAGAAGAAGGUGGUUUUGUUGGAGCAAUCACCGGAUCGGCCAAGCAGGAUUAGACUGUCAGACGUGAGGCCAACCUUCAAUACUAAUGAUGGAACUGGGCUAGAUGCUGCUUUGAUGAAGAAGACUAUUACAUUAGACAAAGCCUCAGAAAUCGAUUCGCUGUCGUCAGGAUGUAAGGUUUAUGCCAACAUAGGAGAGAACACCUAUGACAUUGUUCCUGUGAAAGAGUACUCGGGUGAAGGAGAGGCUCGACCUGCUCCUGGACGAAAAUCACAGACCUCAGUGCAUGGUCCAAGCAAUCUGACCACCGGCCCGUCUCGAGGUAAGAAAAAAGGUAAAGCGGAGCAAGAGGACCAUUAUGAACUUAUGACCACUAUGAACAUUAUGACCACUAUGAACAGGUAUUUAUUCUCUAGUGGACCAAAUGGGUUCUUUUACUCCUCUUUCAAACAAACAUUCAUUGAACUGGAAAUAGCUGGUGGUCAGGCAGUGGACAAGCAGGGUACAAAUGUGAUCCGUGGUGAGCUGGUCGGAGCAGAUUACCGUUUUAUCCUGCAUGCCGUUCUAAGCGACAGUUAUGAUGAAGCUGCAUUAUUAGCUGCAGUCCCAUGCUUAAAUCCUAAGAAUGAUGACUACGAAGUAGUUAAAACUAAGAUAGAAGAAGGUGGCAAAACCACCACAAAACAUGAGUUUAAGUUCUACUGGAAAGAUAGUGAUAAAGCCAUGAGUGAGUUAAAGGAACAAUUGACGCAUUAUCUGCUCUCAUGA